GGGCGUUGAGAGGCCGUCAGAGAGCAGCCGGUGUCUGCUGCACAGAGCUGCGUGUUGGCAGGGGGAGGAAACAGAGCAGAGAUGUAGCGUAGCUCACUGAGACUCUGUGACCAGCCGUCUGUCACUUUUUACUGGGGGGAUUAUAUGUUUGACAUUACCUCGGAAUGGGAAUUACUGGAUUUGUUUCUUUUGCACAUUACACUCCAUGAAUGUGACGCGUGAUGCGCCUGAGAAGAACUACCUUUGGGGGGAAAUGUUGAUGGUUCGGGACGGGUUUGUUGGAGUAGCUAGUUGCUAGCGCUGGGCUAGUAGCGACCGAGCUGCGAGGAUGCUUCGGUGGAUCCGACAACAGCUGGGCUUUGACCCCCCUCAUCAGAGCGACACCAGGACGAUUUAUGUAGCAAAUCGUUUCCCCGAGCAUGGCCACUACGUACCACAGCGCUUUGCCGACAACAGAAUCAUCUCCUCCAAGUACACUAUUUGGAAUUUCGUCCCUAAAAAUCUAUUCGAGCAGUUCAGAAGGAUAGCCAACUUCUAUUUUCUUAUAAUCUUCCUUGUACAGUUAAUGAUAGACACCCCAACUUCCCCUGUCACCAGUGGUCUGCCUCUCUUCUUUGUGAUCACAGUAACUGCCAUAAAACAGGGCUAUGAGGAUUGGCUGAGACACAAGGCGGACAAUGAAGUGAACGGGGCUCCAGUGUUUGUGGUUCGCAGUGGAAGUCUAGUCCAGACGAGAUCCAAGAAUAUCAGGGUUGGAGACAUUGUUCGUGUGGCUAAAGACGAGACGUUCCCCGCUGACCUGGUGUUACUGUCGUCUGAUCGUGCAGAAGGCACCUGUCACAUCACCACAGCCAGCCUUGAUGGAGAGACCAACCUUAAGACUCACUACUCUGCGGCAGAGACAUCAGUGUGUCAGUCAGUGUCCCAACUGGAGGCUCUGCAGGCGGUGGUGGAGUGUCAACAACCUGAGGCUGACCUGUACAGGUUUGUUGGUCGGGUCACAGUGACUCAACAUGAAGAGGAGAUUGUCAGACCGCUGGGUCCUGAGAAUCUGCUGCUACGAGGAGCCAGGUUGAAAAAUACCAAAGAGAUUUUUGGUGUGGCAGUUUACACGGGGAUGGAGUCCAAGAUGGCCCUUAACUACAAGUGCAAGUCCCAGAAACGCUCUGCAGUAGAGAAGUCCAUGAACACCUUCCUGAUCAUUUACCUGGGCAUCCUGCUGUUUGAGGCCAUCCUCAGCACCAUCCUGAAGUAUGCCUGGCAGGCCGAGGAAAAAUGGGAUGAACCUUUCUACAAUCAGAAGACUGAACAGGAUCGAAACAGCAGCCCGAUCUUGAAGUUCAUCUCAGACUUCUUGGCGUUUCUGGUCCUUUAUAAUUUCAUCAUCCCUAUAUCACUCUACGUUACUGUGGAGAUGCAAAAGUUCCUGGGCUCCUUUUUCAUUGGCUGGGAUCUGGACCUUUAUCAUGAGGAGACCGACCAGAAAGCUCAGGUCAACACCUCUGACCUCAAUGAGGAGCUGGGACAGGUGGAAUAUGUGUUUACAGAUAAGACAGGUACGCUAACGGAAAACGAGAUGCAGUUCCGCGAGUGUUCAAUCAACGGAACCAAGUACAGGGAAGUUAACGGCAAACUGGUGCCUGAGGGGAUGACUGAUGAUUCACCAGAUGGUUCAGCGCCUCAACUGAUGGGCGAGGAGUUGUUGUUUCUGAAAGCGGUGUCAUUGUGUCACACGGUUCAGAUCAGCUACGACCAGCCAGAUGGUCUGGUUGGGGGAGGAGACCCAUUCUCCCAAGUAAACGGUUUCUCUUCCAGUCACAUGGAGUACUACGCCUCUUCUCCAGAUGAGAAAGCUUUGGUAGAGGCAGCAGCAAGGAUCGGAGUGGCCUUCACUCUCAGCAAUGGAGAAACAAUGGAGAUCAAAACAUUUGGAAAGUCAGAGAAAUAUAAACUUCUUCAUGUAUUAGAGUUCGAUGCUAACCGCAGGAGGAUGAGUGUCAUACUGCAAACUCCCUCAGGGGGACAGGUACUGUUCACCAAGGGUGCAGAAUCAGCCAUCUUGCCUUUCACCACCAGUGGUGAGAUAGAAAAGACAAGACUCCAUGUUGAUGAGUUUGCCUUGAAAGGUUUGCGGACCUUAGUGGUAGCAUGUCGCCAUUUCAGACCAGAGGAGUACAUCGAUGUGGACAGGCGUCUGAACGCCGCCCGCACUGCGCUGCAGCAGAGGGAGGAGAGACUGCAGGAGGCCUUCAGCUACAUCGAGAAAGACCUGCAUCUGCUGGGAGCAACGGGGGUGGAGGACAAACUCCAAGACAAGGUCCAGGAAACGAUUGAAGCUCUGCGGCUGGCAGGGAUCAAAGUGUGGGUGCUGACAGGGGAUAAACAUGAGACCGCAGUUAGCGUCAGCCUGUCGUGUGGCCACUUCCACAGAACCAUGAACAUCCUGGAGCUUCUGCAGCAGCGCUCUGACAACGAGUGUGCUGAGCAGCUCCGCAGAUUAGCCAGAAGGAUAAAAGAGGACCACGUUAUUCAGCACGGGUUAGUGGUGGAUGGUGCAAGUCUCUCCUUAGCGUUGAGGGAACACGAGAAGCUCUUUAUGGAAGUGUGUAAAAACUGUUCAGCUGUGCUGUGCUGCCGCAUGGCCCCACUGCAGAAAGCUAAGGUGGUUCGUCUUUUAAAAACUUCUCCGGAGAAGCCCAUCACACUAGCUAUCGGGGAUGGAGCCAAUGAUGUCAGUAUGAUACAAGAAGCUCAUGUAGGCAUAGGUAUCAUGGGAAAGGAGGGUCGUCAGGCCGUGAGAAACAGUGACUAUGCAAUUGCCAGGUUUAAGUUCCUGGCUAAAUUACUGCUGGUCCACGGUCACUUCUACUACAUUCGAAUAGCUACACUUGUACAGUACUUUUUCUACAAGAAUGUGUGUUUUAUCACGCCCCAGUUUUUAUACCAGUUCUUCUGUUUGUUUUCACAACAAACCCUGUAUGACAGUGUUUAUCUGACACUGUACAACAUCUGCUUCACCUCGCUGCCCAUCCUGGUGUACAGUCUGUUUGAACAGCUGGUCCAUCCACACACUCUGCAGAGUAAACCUGGCCUGUACAGGGACAUCAGCAAGAACUCUCUGCUGUCUUUCCGAACAUUCCUGUACUGGACUCUGCUGGGCUUCUGUCACGCCUUUGUCUUCUUCUUCGGAUCCUACAUACUGAUGGGAGAGGACACCUCGCUUAUGGGCAACGGACAGAUGUUUGGAAACUGGACAUUUGGAACGCUUGUCUUCACAGUCAUGGUCAUCACCGUCACAUUAAAGCUUGCUUUAGAGACUCAUUUCUGGACGUGGAUGAACCAUUUUGUGACCUGGGGUUCGAUCGCCUUCUACUUCGUCUUCUCUCUCUUCUAUGGAGGCAUCAUUUGGCCGUUCCUACACACCCAGGACAUGUACUUUGUAUUCGUACAGCUGCUGUCCAGCGGUUCAGCCUGGUUCGCCAUCAUCAUCAUCGUCAUAACUUGUCUCUUUCCUGACGUUGUGAAGAAGGUCUUCUAUCGACAUCUGCAGCCCACCAGCACACAGAAGAGUCAGUCUCUAUCAGCCCCCCAGGCGCAGACCCUCAGCUGUGUGGAGUCCCUGUGCUGCUACCAACAUGGGCAGAGCGGCUGUUCCCGCCUGGCCAGCUUCAUGGAGCAAAUGACCGGACAGUGCCGAUCCAGCACCAACCAUUGCACCGCAUCCAGCCGCAGCAACAGGUCUUGGAGCGACACAGAGAACUUCUACUCCAAUGAUCGCAGCAUCCUGACCCUGUCACCCAUCGAGGCUACCCACUGCUGACUCCCGGGGGUCUCGAGCACACAGUGAGGGAGAGAGCUACCACUCCGCUCUGAGUCACAAUCACACCACCACACCCCAUGGCACCGUUUUACGCACCUACUUCAGUUUGCAGUCGAUGCACUCUCAGCACAGAUGGGAGCUCUCAGAGUUUAUCAAACCAAAGGACCUGGCUGGUUGCAACAGGCUGCGAAUCAAUCAACAGAUGACCACGUGAUUCGAGCUGCAACUGGAAGGAAAUAAUACAUGAAGUGUUGAGAACGUCACGAUGGUAUGAAGCUGACGUCUGAAGAUGAUCCAGUCAACAUCUGAGCAGCAACAAUUAUCUUUCUCCUGCUGCUCACAGCUCGGCAGCUGCAUGUGACAGCAUCAUAUUAAAUUUCAGCUGACUCAACAUGAAAGAACUAAUGUCAGAUAACAGGUACAUGAACUUUAAACCAGAUAUUUAUUUUUCUUUAUCGGCACAGUUGCGAACCUGUUAGUUUCUUGCUACUGACAUUGAAAUGAUCCCGUCAGUAAUUUGUUGAACCAGGAGGGAGAUUCACGACAGUCUGGACCUUUUGGCUGCAGAUAUCCGUCCAUGUCAGACGUCAGUCCUCCUUGAAUCAGUGCAUCCUUAGCGUUGGAAUCUUACCGAGCUGGUUUGGACUUGCUGACACUGUACUGUGUUUAAGACACCGGCUGUCAGGAACGUACAUGUAGCACCAAGACACAGCUUAACAGACUGUACAAAGUCUACAUGUGUCAGCUAACAGCUGAGGCCCAACAAGAUGUUACUUCCAUAAACUCCCGUAGCUCAGAGGAUCAUCAUUUCUCAUCCUGAUGGAAAGGGAAACAUCCCGUAGCUUUAGGAGCCGUACUGGCUCUGUAAACAUCCAGACUUGUUUCCCUUCAGAGCUGCAGAACUCCCUGAAUACUGUGGAAGGAGAUUCAUCUCUAUAGCAGAACCAAAGACCAAAGGAUUGAGACUGGAGUGUCAAAGAUGAAGAUGCGUUUAUUUUUGUGCCUGAUUGUACAGAAGCUUAUACUGUUGAGAAGACUUUUGUUAUUGCCCGCGCUGCUUUCAGGCCUCUCAGUCCUCGGCACGGUGCUCUGAAGGAGGUCGGUUUGGGGCCUGUUUGAAAAGCCAUACAUUUUCCUGAGUUUAUAUUACUGGUAGAUUAUCAGAGGUACUACAGAUAGAAGCUGUUUGAGCCUGUUGUCACUCUGUGUUUGGACCCUUGUUCCCCUUGAAUGCCUUUUCUGUUUCGGCCUGGUUAGCAGAAGCAUCUCAGCAUUAGAGACCUCACUGCUCUGGGGACAUUCAAAGAGGGUAGGAUCAAAUGUCCGAGCCUCUGAACAUCCACAUUAGAAGUAGAAUCAUCCCUCUCAGUUUCCUAAAAAUAUGUCCUGAGUAUCGGCUCGGAUAAUGGUCCCAUUUCUUCUCCGGCGAGACAAAAAUGGCUCUAAUGGCGAGAUGCUUUCCCAAACUGCGGCUGAUGCAUGUCAACCCAGACAGCAGAAUGUCUCUAUCUUUAGAGGGAUAGCUUUAGCAGAUAAAUAUAUAGUUCAGCUUUGACAGAGAGGAAACGAAAAGCAGAACAUUUGCACAAGUCACAUAUCAGAAUCACGUCUUCUUGUUUUAAACUCAUCGUUCGUCUUUUCACCAUCAAAAUCAUCCAUCGUUAUUUUGCUGUUUCUGUUUUUUGCCUUGUGUGUAUAUCCUCAUGUCGAAGAAGCAUUUGUGCGUGCGUGAGUGAGUGUGUGUGUGUGGGAGUAUUGGUGUUUGUGUGCGUCAGCCAUGCUGGUUGAAGGAAAUACGGUACGGACGCCUUGUUUUAAGGUCUUGAAUGAUCCUCUAAGGUCGAAAGUAUCUUUAUUGUCCUCGGUUUGUCAGGACGGGGUAUUCGGUGUUUAGGGUACAGACCAAAAUAACAACAUAUCAGGUACUAUGAUGAAACGGCUCAAGUUAAACAAAACCUCCAUUGAAUCUUUUUGAUGCUCGGAUACAGACAAAUUAAUGAAUUAAAGCAUUAUGAGUGGACAGUCAGAUACUUGAAGCAGACUUUGAUUACAUGUAAAGAUGAGUUGAUCUAAAUGCUGCAGAUGUGUCACAAUAUCACACCUGGUGAAGUAGAAGGAAGAAGGUAACUUAAAAUCUCUAUCGCCAUUAGAGCCCUGCUGAUAGAUUGUUUGACCAAUAUCGACGCUGUUGAUGCUGUUUUCCAGCGUUCCCACAUAUAAAAACCCUUUAAUCAGAACAUAUCAUGAACAUAUCUUAAUGUUUGAAGUGAUGUAGAAAGGCCAUGAUGUAGUUUUUCUUACAGCCAACAGAAGUGACUGGAAAUGUGUCGAAGAAUCAGCCGUCUGAAGACUCCUUAAUAUAUUACAAAAGGUCAAUUUCAAUCGCAGUUCAACUAAUUCAUACGUCAGCUGCCAUAUUUGUGAUAUUUGUAUCAGUCUGAGGAACCCGUAUCCGUCGGGCUCUAAUUGUUACACCAUCACUUUAACAGUGUGGUUUUCAAAUUUGCAGCUCAAGAGUUUGCCCUCUUCCUCAGAAGUAUCAAUACAAUGAGCUGUUUCUGGUUUCAAGAGAAGUCCGUCUACUCCAGAAGUUUGCCGAACACAGACAGGAGUGUAACGUAGGAACCUUUUUGUAGACAACCGUUUUAGACUCGACAUCUUCAACCACACCACACUGACCGGUCCCUGCCUCUGCUCACACAGGGAGCAGACAGAGUUACACGAUGUUUCUGGGGUCACUGUUUCGAUGAUGUUUUUACUCGUCAUCUUUGUUUCUCUUCUCGACGGUUCAUUGUUGGAUGCGUACCUGGGCCUGUUAUAUCCUGUCUGUAUGCGGGUGAUGCUCAAAGUAUCUAUUUAUUAUUAUUGCUGUAUGUUUUUUUCUGUUUUGUUUUGAACAUUUGUUACAUAUGAAUUUAUAUUUGUUGAAUAUUCACGGUCUGAAUGAAGAUUGUUUCAGGUUCUCAUGUAAUCAGACGGUUUAAACUCCAUCCAAGCUUUUUCUUUUGUUUCACCUGGGAGCUGCACACCAGAGUUUUAUUAUCACUGACUAUUAAAGGAAUGCUUCCAGUUACACAACAACUCAACAGAUAAUGUUUAUUUUUAUAUUGUUUGAACUGUUUGGGUGUGUUGAAAACAGUCUACCUGUACACACCUAUGAAAGCUGUUAUCUGUACCUGGACCUAAACAAAUACAGUCCUGUUUAUUCUGCUACCAUGUUGUUUUGUUACCUUGUUGUCUCUGCAGGGAGCUGAGAAAUAAACCUUGAUAAUAGAGGUAUGUAACAGGCAGGAAUGUCCUUUAAACUGGAAUUGCAUUAUGGGGAUCCAGUUGUCCAAUUGUAGGAUCCAGUGUUUCCAGAGCUUGACUUAUAUUUUGGACUUUGCCUUUGAUGCAUUUAAUUUGAUGUUUUUCUAUGAAACUUUAUUGAAAUGCAACACUAGAUUCACGAGUAUCCCUUUAACACUUUCCUCACAAAACACUGGAUCCUACAGGUUCUGAAAGGAUCACUCUGCCUAGUAAACGUCAACAACAUGAAGUUAAGAAGCCAACAGUGAGACGCCCCUUAUGACAACAUACAGGUCUUUUUUUUUAACUUUGCAAGAGCCAAAGGCAUGCCAAUGCUCUCACCAACAGAGUAAAACUUCUUGUGAAAAUUAAAUGUUUCUGGUAUCCGUUCAUAUUACAUGAUAAAUGUCCAGACUAGGUAAUCAACAUUUCUGAUGCAAGCUAAGAUGGCAAGAACAAUCCCCCAGCUCUAAAUUCUGCAACUCGGAGCGAUCCAGAAGAAAAUGAACUUCUUUGACCCUGAAAGUUAAAUCAAAAUUUGGCAUUCCACCUCUCUUGAAUAAUGAAAUUUGCUCAAGUGUGCAUCAGGACUUCCAAGAUUCAGAGCUGUGACCCUGUGGAGUUACUGAAUGACAGCAGAGCAGAUGGCAGAGGAGGGAGUCCUCCCUGACCCAAGGCAAGAAAGUCUGAGCUGUGCAGAAAACACCUGCAGUGGUAGAGUCGCUCUGAUGCCCCCUUGUGCUCAGAUUUGGAGACCCAACAACUUCAGAAUUACCCAGAGAGAUUGUGGCAUCAGAACUCUUUGGCAUAAAUAAAUACAGAAUUACAUACAGGGGGGGGGGGAAAGCAAGUAAAUGCCUGAAAUAUGAUAACUAAUAAUAAUUCCAGUAAUCGCAAGACACUAUAAAUAAAAGUGAGUAAAUUUAAGUUGGAUUUCUGAAAGUCGCUUUUCCAAUGUGUCCGUCAGAAAGAGCGAGACAUGAUAUGACCUGAAAUGACUCGCAACAAAGCUCUUAUUUUGAAAAGAAGCAGGAAGAAGAAACAUCAAAAACAAAAAUUUGAGUUUUUAAAUAAUCCUUAAAAACUUGACGGUUAUUUUCAAGUAUUUCCAACACAUUGGGUCUCCAUAUUCAGCUGUGUUUAAAGUGAAACAAGAGCACGUCAAUGUAGUCAUCCCUGUUUUUACUGAGACUGUUUCCAGGUACAGAUUUUUUGUUUCAUAUCACAUGUAAUCAGGGGCAGUUGUUCUUCAAUGAUAUCUUGAAGCAGAGCAUCACAGCACUGACGUCAUCAAAGCUUCAUCACAGCAGAGCAGAGCGGUUUGGAUACGAGGCCUCCUCCUCCGGGGUAUUUCUGGACUCGGAUAACUCGGCCACAUAGUUCGACAAAUUAUCUUUUAAUAUUUGAUACAGAUGAUGAAGGAGUCAUCCAUCAGAAGCACCAUUCAAGUUUAAUUAGAUAUGAAAGACAAAAAGAGAUGUUCAAUUCAGUCCACAAGCACGUCUUGAACGUACUCCUACUGCUCAAAAUAUUGGCUUUGAUAACGGAGAAAUAAAUCAUGUUAAGGUCAUUAUGCCAUCUUUUGUUUUAAUCCCUGAAAACUUUCACCUUCAAGAAAAUUAGCUGGAAGGAAACUUUUGAACUCUUGUAAAAAUGCUGACUUCAGUGCUGAUGUGCUCUUUGAAAUCCCAGCCCGUGGUUUGCAGACUUGAAUCAAAUUAAGGUCUCCCUCGAUCAAAUCAGCCAAAAAGAGGAAUCUAAAUGAAAUGUCAACGAUCAGUUUGUGCAGCAGAUCGUCCUGUGACUCAGCAUCAGCCUGUGAGACUCCAGACUGCUGCUGAACGGCUUGAUGAAAUCAUGUUUUAUUCUCUCCUGUCGUCAUAUAUCAUGCUGCAAUCAAACGACCAACACGCCACGUCUUCUGUUGACUGAUAUCUGUCUGUCCGUCCGUCCUUCUGUCUGUAAUUCUGUCUUAUAGCUGAUGUUUAUGAAGAUGCGGUUCUAUUUACGAAAUAAAUACAUUUUUAAGAAAGA
Notolabrus celidotus (New Zealand spotty) is the source of this 9142-nucleotide messenger RNA. RefSeq names its product ATPase phospholipid transporting 11B (putative) (gene atp11b). The record is from RefSeq and is a predicted model, not a curated record. NCBI's taxonomy places the organism in Eukaryota, Metazoa, Chordata, Actinopteri, Labriformes, Labridae. Gene Ontology annotation, cellular component: recycling endosome; trans-Golgi network; plasma membrane. Bases 329 to 3820 code for a protein of 1163 amino acids. Gene Ontology annotation, biological process: phospholipid translocation. The transcript has 30 exons. Gene Ontology annotation, molecular function: magnesium ion binding; ATP binding; ATPase-coupled intramembrane lipid carrier activity.